Molecule: messenger RNA, 2936 nt
Organism: Prunus mume (Japanese apricot)
Lineage: Eukaryota; Viridiplantae; Streptophyta; Magnoliopsida; Rosales; Rosaceae
Source: RefSeq, a predicted model, not a curated record
UCAAAGAAUGAUAUAUAGCCCAUUUCUGCUAUAUAGCAAUACUGGCCAUGUGAUGUGCACUAUCUUAAAGCAAUUUAUUCAGCAAAGACAAGGUAAAGGUAGUGCCUCAGUAUGAAAAAAAAAAUUCAGCGUUUGAUGACUUGAAGUUGAAACGAAAGUUCCUCUCACACCUUUAACUUAAUCACGUCCGCGUGGAAGGUGGUAGGAAACUGCUUCGUCAAGCCCUCAUAAAUCUAACCAGAGCGCCACUGUCAUAUUCAAAUCUUUUAAUUAUCUGCCUCCUAUCUAUGACCACUCAACCAGUCUCUUCUUCUUCUUCUUCUUCUUCUCCAUAUGAUGUGUUUUUGAGUUUUAGAGGUGAGGAUACACGCACCAAUUUUACAGAUCAUUUGUACAAGGCCUUGUCUGAUAAGGGCAUCUACACCUUCAUUGAUCGAGAGCUUACAAGAGGAGAGGAAAUAUCGCCAGCCCUUGUCAGAGCAAUUGAAGAAUCAAGAAUUUCUCUCAUUGUAUUCUCUGAAAACUAUGCAUCCUCAAGCUGGUGCUUGGACGAACUUGUUGAGAUCCUUCGAUGCAAAAACUCUAAGAAACAAAUAGUUUGGCCCAUUUUUUACAAGGUGGAUCCGUCAGAUGUACGAAAGCAAACAAAUAGUUUUGGAGAUGCAUUUAAAGGCCUUAUUCAAAGCAAAUUCAAAGAUAACGAGGAGAAGGUGGUCAUAUGGAGGAAAGCUCUUAGAAAAGCAGCAAAUUUGUCCGGACAUACUUUCAAGGAUGGAGAGUCUGAAGCUACAUUUAUCAACGACGUUGUUGAUGGAAUCUUACGCCAAGUACUGAGACGCACAUAUUGGAAUGUGGCCGAGCACCCAGUUGGAAUUCAAUCUCAUGUACUAGAUGUGAAAAAACUUUUAGAUGUUGGUGGGAAUGGUCGUCGCAUAGUUGGGAUAUGGGGGACAUCUGGAAUAGGCAAGACAACAAUUGCAAAAGCUAUAUGGAAUGCAAUUGCCCAUGAGUUUCAAGGAAGUUGUUUCUUGGAAAAUGUUAGAGAAGGAAGCUUAGUCCAGCUACAGAAGACUCUUCUUCAUAAGUAUCUAGGCAAAAAGUUGAAAAUUCAAAGUGUUGAUGAAGGAAUCGGUGUUAUAAAAGAACGGUUGAGGCAUAAAAAGAUUCUAUUAAUUCUUGACGAUGUGGACGAAUUGGAGCAGUUAGAAAAAUUGGCUGGAGAUGAUUGGUUUGGUGAGGGUAGUAGAGUAAUCAUUACUACAAAAAAUAGGAGAUUGCUAGACAAUCGUGAAAUUGAGUUGAUAUACAAGGUGAAGAAGUUAGAUUACAACCAAGCUCUUGAGCUUUUCAGUUGGCAUGCAUUCCGAAUAAGUGAACCUCGAAAAGAUUGUUUGGAACUCGCACAACAUGCAAUAGCUUUUGCUGAUGGCCUUCCACUAGCUCUAAGAAUUUUAGGUUCUCAUCUUCGUGGUAUAGAUAUACCACGUUGGCAAGUUAUAUUAGAUGAUUACGAAGGAGAACCUUACACGCAUAUUGAAAGAAUACUUCAAAAAAGUUAUGAUGCCUUGGAUCAUUGUGCAAAAGAAUAUUUUCUUGACAUUGCAUGUUUCUUCAAGGGUGAAAAGAAGGACUAUGUGCUACAAGUAGUACCCAAAAAAUUCAUCGAAGAAUUCCUUGAUAAGGCAUUGAUAACUAUUGAAUGGAGUAAGAUUGUAAUGCACGACUUGCUAGCAAACCUGGGCAAGGAUAUAGUUAGCAAAGAAUCCCCCAAUGAUCCUGGCCAACGUAGUAGAUUGUGGUUUUAUGAGGAUGUCAAACAAGUUCUAACGGAAAGUACAGGAACAAGAAUUAUUAAAGGCAUCGUGGUGAAGCUUCCAGAACCAGCUGAGAUAAUUUUGAAUCCAGAAUGCUUCCGUAAUAUGGUAAAUCUUCAAAUUUUCAUAAACCAUAAUGCAUCUCUAUGUGGGAACAUUAACUAUCUGCCCAACGCGUUAAGAUUUAUUGAUUGGCCUAGUUGUCAGUUACAAUCUUUGCCACCCAAUUUCCAAGGAAAUCGUCUUGUUGGGUUCAAUAUGCUUGGCAGUCAUAUAAGACAAUUGGAGGGAUUUAAGGAUUUGGCAAACCUGACAUAUAUGAAUUUGAGUGGUUGUCAAUUCUUAGAAAAAAUCCCAGACUUAUCCGGAAUCCCAAACAUAAAGUACUUGCAUCUAAAAACCUGUACGAGUUUGGUUGAGGUUGAUGAUUCUAUUGGAUUCCUUGAUAAACUUGUUAAAUUGGAUCUCAAUGGAUGCGUUAAUCUUAGGAGGUUUGGAACAAGACUUAGAUUGAAAUCCUUAGAAGAACUUUUGCUAAUGGGUUGUAAAAGGCUUGAGAGUUUCCCAGAAAUAGAAGUGGAGAUGGAAUCACUACGGGUAUUGAAUAUGGAUGGAAGUGGCAUAAGAGAAUUGCCUCUAUCAAUUGCACAUCUUACUGGGCUUGGAUCUUUGAAUCUUCGUGGAUGCUUCAAUCUUACUGGGCUUGAAUUACGGCUGUUUUCUUGUUGGUCCACAUUACAUGAUCUUUAUCUAUCUGGAAACAAUUUUGUCACGCUUCCGGAAUGCAUUAACAAAUUUGUGAACUUGAGCAAACUUCACUUGCGUGAUUGCGAGAGUCUUCUAGAAAUUCCACAAGAAGUGCUUCCACCAAGAGUAGAUCAGAUAUACCUGGAUAACUGCACAUCAUUGGAAAAAAUUCCAAAACUGCCACUAUCAGCGAAGUAUAAGAUACUGAGUUUGAUCAAUUGCACUAGACUACGUGGCUAUGACAUCACAGAAAAUAGUAUCCUGGAUGAGGCGAUGAAGUACCAAAGUGGUUCAGCUGUUGUAAAGCUGUUGAAUAUUCCUCUAAAUUUGGACGUGCUCGAUGUGAAGUUUGUUUUGAAAUUCCUCCAAAUUUAG